AUGUCGUCGACCUCCUCGACGCCAUUCGCCACCCCGAUGACGACGACACCAGCAGCAAGGAGGCGGUCAGCAGUGCCAGGCCGUCGGGGGGCGGCACCAAUGAAUCUUGUCGAGACCGAGCUCCGCCAGCUCCGCGAGGAGAACCGGCGACUGAGGGGGGAGAACUGGCGACUGAGGGAGGAGAACCGGCGACUGAGGGAGGAGAACCGGCGACUGAGGGAGGAGAACCGGCGACUGAGGGGGGAGAACCGGCGACUGAGGGGGGAGAACCGGCGACUGAGGGAGGAGAACCGGCGACUGAGGGGGGAGAACCGGCAGGCAAUUGAGGAGAACCGGCGACUGAGGGAGGAGAACCGGCGACUGAGGGGGGAGAACCGGCGACUGAGGGGGGAGAACCGGCAGGCAAUGGAGGAGAACCGGCGACUGAGGGAGGAGAACCGGCGACUGAGGGGGGAGAACCGGCGACUGAGGGGGGAGAACCGGCGACUAAUGGGGGAGAACCGGCAGGCAAUGGAGGAGGUUCGACAGGCAACGGUGGAGGUUCGACAGGCAAAGGAGGAGAUUAGGCAGGUGAAGGAGGAGAACAGGCGACUGAAGGCAAUUGUCUCUCAGACCGGACCCCAGGGACCUACGACCCAGGGCACCUCCCAGGGACCGCAGGCGACCCAGGGCACCUCCCAGGGACCGCAGGCGACCCAGGGCACCUCCCAGGUACCUCCAGCGACCCAGGGCACCUCCCAGGCACCUCCAGCGACCCAGGGCACCUCCCAGGCACCUCCGGCGACCCAGGGCACCUUCCAGGUACCUCCAGCGACCCAGGGCACCUCCCAGGGACCCCGAGCGACCCAGGGCACCCCCCAGGCACAGCAGGCGGACCAGACGCCGUCAACAUCCAGGAUGUCGUCGACCUCCUCGACGCCAUUCGCCACCCCGAUGACGACGACACCAGCAGCAAGGAGGCGGUCAGCAGUGCCAGGCCGUCGGGGGGCGGCACCAAUGAAUCUUGUCGAGACCGAGCUCCGCCAGCUCCGCGAGGAGAACCGGCGACUGAGGGGGGAGAACUGGCGACUGAGGGAGGAGAACCGGCGACUGAGGGAGGAGAACCGGCGACUGAGGGAGGAGAACCGGCGACUGAGGGGGGAGAACCGGCGACUGAGGGGGGAGAACCGGCAGGCAAUGGAGGAGGUUCGACAGGCAACGAUGGUGGUUCGACAGGCUAAGGAGGACGUUAGGCAGGUGAAGGAGGAGAACAGGCGACUGAAGGAGGAGAACCGGCGACUGAAGGAGGAGAACCGGCGACUGAAGGAGGAGAACCGUCGACUGAGGGAGGAGAACCGGCGACUGAAGGAGGAGAACCGGCGACUGAAGGAGGAGAACCGGCGACUGAGGGAGGAUAACCGGCGACUGAGGGGGGAGAACCGGCAGGCAAUGGAGGAGAACCGGCGACUGAGGGGGGAGAACCGGCGACUAAUGGAGGAGAACCGGCAGGCAAUGGAGGAGAACCGGCGACCAAGGGGGGAGAACCGGCGACCGAGGGGGGAGAACCGGCGACUGAGGGGGGAGAACCGGCAGGCAAUGGAGGAGAACCGGCGACUGAGGGGGGAGAACUGGCGACUGAGGGGGGAGAACCGGCAGGCAAUGGAGGAGAACCGGCGACCAAGGGGGGAGAACCGGCAGGCAAUGGAGGAGAACCGGCGACCAAGGGGGGAGAACCGGCGACUGAGGGGGGAGAGAACCAGCGACUGA
Haliotis rufescens (red abalone) is the source of this 1746-nucleotide messenger RNA. Its product is annotated as trichohyalin-like. Gene Ontology annotation, molecular function: DNA-binding transcription factor activity. Bases 1 to 1746 code for a protein of 581 amino acids. The transcript has 4 exons. Gene Ontology annotation, cellular component: nucleus. Gene Ontology annotation, biological process: regulation of DNA-templated transcription. Lineage: Eukaryota; Metazoa; Mollusca; Gastropoda; Lepetellida; Haliotidae. The record is from RefSeq and is a predicted model, not a curated record.